GCGAGUGAGUGUGUGUGUGUAGGGGUGGAGAGGGGGGUGGAUUCGGUGUGCAGUGCAAGCGCGAGCACACACAGACCGCAAGAAAGAGAGAAACCGGGUGCUUAAGGAGAACAAUCCUCGCGCUGCUGAGCUUUGUUUUAUUAGUCAGAGGGAAGAUAGAGCCGACAGUACAGAGGAAUACCUGUCUUUACGGAGAGCUGCCUCGUGACCCGCGAGCUUCGGAAACAGAUAAGCCCGCUGCGAGGUACCGCUCCGACGCGCAUUUAACUUGUCUGCUUGAAGUCAUAGCAACCAAAGCUACGGAUAAUAAGUGCCUGAGUGACAGCAUAGCCCCUGACCGUACAGAGAUGGAGACGGUUAUUCCCUGGCUGAGGCACUGACUCCGGCGGAGCCCUGUCCCGGUCCCAGCGCCCCCUGUCGGCCCGCGUGGCCCGCAAUGCCCCGGCCAUGAAGGGGUACCAUGUGACCCGGAGCCAAUCCCAGCAUGCCCCGGGGCCGUGCCACUGCGGGCCGGAGGACUUUGACGCCUUGCGCGACUACAUGCCCGGCCCCCAGGACUACGCGGGUCACAGCAACCACGCGUACUUCCCCCCCGGGGCGCCCCCCGACCUGGCCCACCGCCGCGUGCCCUCCUACGGGGGCGGCACCUUCCCCCGCUCGCACCCGGGUCAGCAGCAGCUCUACGAUGGGCCCCCUGGCCCCGCCCACUACGGCCACGCCCCCAGGAAGUCCCAGCGGGCCUCUCCCGGGGAGCUGGAGCAGUACGAGCGGCAGCUGGAGGGGUACCACACGCUGCAGUACCAGCGCGCGGCCAGCGGGGGGCAGCAGAGGGAACGGCCCGAGAGCCCCAGCCGGAUCCGCCACCUGGUGCACUCCGUCCAGCGCCUCUUCACCAAAUCCCACUCGCUGGAGGCUCCCGCCAAACGGGAGCACAGCAACGGGAACGCCCCCCGCGAGAGGGCCGGGGCCGGGGGCGGAGCCGGGGGUGGCCACGCCCACCGCAGCCCCGCCCAGCGCGCCCCCCGCUCCGCCCGGCGCAGCAAGAGCCACGACCGCAGCAAGAGCCGCGAUUCCCGCCACCGCAGCCGCAACGCCGGCUGGUGGAGCUCCGACGACAACCUGGACAGCGACAGCGGAUACCCCCUGGGCAGCAGGGGGCGCCGCAGGGCACCGCCAGGCCAGCCCAGCCUGGAGGGGGCGAUCCAGGACCUGACGCUGAGGAGCAUGAGGGGCCCAGGGCCCCCGGGGGACUGUCUGAGCUGCUCCUCCGUGGGCGUGGCCGGGGACCCGGCACACGCCCUGAAGAUGAACGCCUGGGCCGCCAUGGCGGCCAGCCAGGCACGCGAGGCCUACCCCGGCCCCGCCCACAACAAGGCCCUCGUACCACUGGAGCCCAAAGGGAAGGAGCACGGGCUGCACUACCUGCAGGUCCCCUCGGAGGACUGCAGCGGGGCCUUUCAGGUUGGGGGCGGGGCCUCUGAGGGCGGGGCGGAGAUUCCGUGCCGGAGGAUGCGGAGCGGCAGCUACAUCCGCGCCAUGGGCGACGACGACAGCGUGGAGUCUGACGCCAGCCCCACGGCCACGCCCAGGAACCCGGCCACGCCCCGGAACACUGCCACGCCCCGGAACACCGCCACGCCCCGAAACGCCCUGCUGACCCAGAGGGAGGCCCUGCGUCGCUCCGUGAGCAUGGACCAGCGGCCCCCCAAGUACUCGUGUAAGCAGUGUGCCAGCACCUACGCCAACAGCCGCACCAUGCCCCGAAACCACAGCUGUGUGCACCUGCAGCUGGGGGAGUCCAUGUGUGAGUCGGUGUUUGGGGAUUUCGGGGAGUCUCAGGCGGUCGACGCCCUGGACCUGCCCGGAAGCUUCCGGGCCCGCAGCCAAAGCUACGUCCGCGCCAUCCAGGCCGGCGUCUCCCAGGACGACGACUGCCUGCCCGUCUUCUCCCUGUCCGGCCCCCAGGGAGGGGCCAAGGGUGCGGCCGUGUUCCCUAACAGGAGGAAGUUGCCCCCCCCCCUCCCCCCGCGGAUGCUGCGGGGGCAGCGGUCCCUGGCGGCGCAGAGCAGCACAGAGUCCACGCAGGAGGCGUACUUCCAGAGCACAGGCCAGCCGGGCCUGCGUCGGCUCCGGCAGCACAGCGGCUCCCUGGACGGGGUGGAGGGGGGCGGGGGGCGUUCCUCCCGGGGCGGGUACUACCCGGGGGCAGGGCCGGAGGCGGGGCCUGGCACGGCCCGGGGGCGGGGCAGUUACCAGCACAGCAACUCCGUGGAGAGCCUGGAUGGGCCCCGGGGCGUGGCGGGGGCGGGGCCCAUGAGGCCGAAGCACAGCAGCUCGGCAGAGAACCUGCUGGAGGGCGUGGCCGGGGGCAGGGGCGGGGCAGGGGGCCGAGUGGGGACGCUGGGGAAGUCCGUCUCCCUUCCUCAUAACGGGAAGGGCGUGAGAAUGCAGGACGAGCGGCUGCAGGACGGGCACGGGCGCCAGUGGAGACCCCCCAUGGCCAUGCCGGUGGAUAGCUCAGAGGCAGUCUCAGACUCAGACCCAGAGAGUAAAGCACUGCGGGCAAUGCAGGCCAUCGGGGUGCAGGCAGAAGACAAGAGGCGUGGCCGUUUCAGACGGUCCUGCAGUGUGAUGUCAGGGAUGCAGGCAGACUUAGAAAGGGAGGAGCUCCAGGGGAGGGGCGUGGCCUCACAGUUCUCCGCCUCCUCCUUUCAGCGCCACGCCUCCGAGCCGGAGGAGACCCGCACUGUCCACACUCAGGGCCAGUGGGUUUACCAUGACAACUAUCACCAUGCCAACGACCCCCGCCCCACCUCUAGCCACGGUCGCACCACUCCCUCUGGCCACACCCCCAGCCAUGGCCGUGCCACUCCCUCUGGCCACACCCCCAGCCACGGCCGUUCCACACCCUCUGGCCACACCCCCAGCCACGGUCGCACCACUCCCUCUGGCCACGCCCACGGUCGUGCCACGCCCUCUGGCCACGCCCACGGCCGUGCCACGCCCUCCGGCCACGCCCCUGAGCCGGGCCGAGGGGAGGGCCGUCGGAGUCGGCCCAGCUCUGCCCGCGCCUCCCCCUGUCCCCGCGACGGGGAGUUCUUCCUGCGCCUCCUGCACGCGGAGGUAGAGAGGAUGGAGGGAUGGUGCCAGCGCUUCCAGAGGGAGGCGGAGGAGAACGACCUGCCGGAGGAGGUGUUGGCAGGAAUCCGCAGUGCCGUGGGCAGUGCCCAGACCCUCAUGGCUCAGAAAGUCCAGCAGUUCUUCCGGCUCUGCCAGCACAGCCUGGACCCUACGGCGCACCCCCAGCCCAGCCCCCAGGACCUGGCGGAGCUGUGGGAGCUGCUGCAGCUUGCGGUGGAGGAGGUGCGGCUCAAAUUCCAGGAGCUGCAGCGGCUGAAAGACUCGGGCUGGCGGCUCCACCUGAAGGAGGAUAAGAGCCUCCCGCCCCCGUUACCAAAGAAACCCAGCGGGGGUGUGGGUGGCGGUCGCGCCCGGGGCGGGGUCGACCCCAGGGGGGGCGUGUCCUGUGAGCCCCCUCCCCUCCCGGAGAAGACUGCCGCCCUGGUGGAGCACCAGGACCCACACAGCCGGCUGCUGCAGGCCAAGAACUCCGCCCACUCUUUCCGCCAAAACUCCGCGACAGAGAGUGCCGAUGGAGUGGAGAUCUACAUCCCUGAAGCACAAACACGCUUCUGACCUGUAACACACACUCACACUCACACUCACACACACAGACUCUCACACACACACGCUCACGCACACACACUACAGAGUAGCGCCUUUAUUUCAGCUGGAGGCAGAGCUCUGUGGGUGCUCUGCGAAGCUGGCAGGUUACCUGGGCAUUCUGCACUCUCGCACUCACUGUGACGUCACAGAACCCUGCUGUGACAUCACAGAGCCGUCAGGGUGGGUACAGUCACAGGAAGACCACUCAGAGCGUGGGUCGCCCUGAAGCCACCCACACUCGACACAAUCACCAAUUACACACCGCCCCCUGCAGAGCUACCGGCUGCAGUCCUCACUGCCACGCUCCGGGCUCGAUCAGAGACCACAGGGGCUCAUCCAUGCACCACAGCGUGGGGCCUCAACUCACAGAGCCGCCCAGUAGCCCCACACUCCUCGUUAGUCUUGAACAGUGGACAAGCUCUCUUUGUGACAUCAUCACUGCCAUGCUGCCCUUCCAGCAGCAACCAGCAGGGGGCGACAUGGUUUUUAAUGUAGCACACAAGGCGGACACACUCACAAGACCCUGGGGGAAAGAGGCUAAGGCCUUGUGGGGAGGGGAGAGGACGUAUAGUUUUUGGAAGCAGGCUUGUAGCUUAUUGAAAACAAUGAAUCUGUUUUAGUCUGACAGUUUCACAGUCCAGAAACAAGACAAAAACAGGCCCCUCCCCCUCUCCCUCUGACAGCAAGCUGCACAAACACCAGGCUCUUUUCUCACAGUUCUUCUCACCGUUCGGUUUCACAAGUUUCUCUUUUAUGAAAAAUGCAGGGGAGCGAUGCCAGCCAUCGCUUUUUCAUCCUGGUCUGCCUGGAAGAGUUUCAGAGUUCUCCUCUCGAAAUCCCUUUCCCUCUUCUGGUCGCUGCUGCCAGUUUCCUCUCUUUUUUUUCACUAAAAAAAAGCUGAUAAUGUUUUAUAAACCAGUAAUGUGUGCGAAGAGAUUGUCCAGGAGCCAACAUGUUUCCUUAAAGUAAUUUCACAUCAGUAAGGGACGAGUGGUGUAUGUAUGUAUUGACUAGAUCACCCUUAUCUUACUGCACCAACACGUGCCAUAACAGGGACUUUUAAUCGGACUUUAAGAAUUGACGGCUGAUUGGAUGGCUACGGUGAUGCCAUGGCUCACUCUCCACUGUGUGAGAGUUUUCCCCAUAUAGUAGGCCCCCUGAUUUACUGUGUGAAAGUGGUGUUUUCCCCCUAUAGUAGGCCCCCUGACCUACUGAGUGAAAGUGGUGUUUUCCCCCUAUAGUAGGCCCCCUGAUUUACUGUGUGAAAGUGGUGUUUUCCCCCUAUAGUAGGCCUGCUGAUAUACUGUGUGAAAGUGGUGUUUUCCCCCUAUAGUAGGCCUGCUGAUAUACUGUGUGAAAGUGGUGUUUUCCCCCUAUAGUAGGCCCCCUGAUCUACUUUGUGAAAGUGGUGUUUUCCCCCUGUAGUAGGCCCCCUGAUUUACUUUGUGAAAGUGGUGUUUUCCCCCUAUAGUAGGCCCCCUGAUUUACUGUGUGAAACUGGUGUUUUCCCCCUAUAGUAGGCCCCCUGACCUACUGAGUGAAAGUGGUGUU
Molecule: messenger RNA, 5277 nt
Organism: Anguilla rostrata (American eel)
Lineage: Eukaryota; Metazoa; Chordata; Actinopteri; Anguilliformes; Anguillidae
Product: disks large-associated protein 3-like
Exons: 12
Coding region: 448-3696 (1082 amino acids)
Biological process (GO): signaling
Cellular component (GO): glutamatergic synapse; postsynaptic specialization
Molecular function (GO): molecular adaptor activity
Source: RefSeq, a predicted model, not a curated record